UUCAAGACUAACAUAUCAGACUGCAGUUCCACACGGAGCCUCUUGGAGCCGCUGUCGGCCAGUGCAGGACAAGCGAGGACGCCCAGGAUUCUUCAGCCUCUAGCCUGGGAUUUCCUGCACAGCCAACAACACAGGGAAGGAAACCUACUUACACACUGGGGCUCCCGGCCGCGCAGGCUCUCCCCAGCACACACGGAUUCCCAGCUCCGCCUGUCCUAGGCGGAAUGCUCUUUCAGUGACGCUGUGGGUUGCAGUUUCUUCAGCUUUCGAAAAAGUCUGGGACGCAGCGAGAACUAGAGCGCGCAAUGGGAGGGAGCUGCGCUCAGAGACGCCCAGCCCGCCGGCCGCAGGUACUGUUUCCCUUCCUUCUUCCUUUGUUCUACCGCGCGCUCUGCGAGCCGAUCCGCUACUCGAUUCCGGAGGAGCUGGCCGAGGGCUCGGUGGUGGGGAACCUCGCCAAGGAUCUAGGGCUCGGUGUCCUGGAGGUGUCGGCUCGGAAGCUGCGUGUUAGCGCGGAGAAGCUGCUUUUCAAAGUAGACGCGGAGAGCGGGGAUUUACUCGUGAAGGACAGAAUAGACCGUGAGCAGAUUUGCAAAGAGAGAAGAAUAUGUGAGUUGCAGUUGGAAGCCGUGGUGGAAAAUCCUUUAAACAUUUUUCAUAUAAUUGUGGUUGUUGAGGAUAUUAAUGACCAUGCUCCCCAAUUCGAUAAAAAGGAAAUACUUUUAGAAAUUUUUGAAUCUAUAUCCCCUGGUGUACGGAUAUCCCUAGACCCUGCCACCGACCCCGAUAUAAACAUGAACUCAGUUAAAGAUUAUCGGAUAAAUCCUAACCCUUAUUUCUCACUAAUGGUUAGAGUUAAUUCCGAUGGUGGCAAGUACCCAGAGUUAUCCUUGGUGAAAUCCCUAGACCGGGAAGAGCAGCGGUCUCAUCGCUUGAUACUGACUGCCAUGGAUGGAGGGGACCCGCCACGAAGUGCCACGGUUCGAAUAGAAAUCUUUGUCAAAGACACAAAUGAUAAUUCCCCAGUAUUCAGCAAAGAGGAAUAUAGAGUCAGUGUAAGUGAAAAUCUGCCCCCUGGGUCCUCCAUAUUGCAAGUGACAGCUACUGAUCAGGAUGAAGGGAUCAAUGCCGAAAUAAACUACUACUUCAGGAGCACUGCUCAGAGUACAAGGCACGUGUUCUCACUGGAUGAGAAAACAGGCAUGGUUAAGAAUACUCGGCCUUUGGAUUUUGAAGAUACAGAAAGACACACUAUGGAAGUGGAAGCAAAGGAUGGAGGUGGCCUUUCUACUCAAUGUAAGGUGAUCAUAGAAAUACUAGAUGAAAACGACAACAACCCAGAAAUAAUCAUCACUUCUCUCUCUGAUGAGAUUUCGGAGGAUUCCCAUCCAGGAAUGGUUGUUGCCCUCUUCAAAACACGGGACCCAGAUUUCGGAGGAAAUGGAGAAGUCACAUGUAACAUAGAAAGAGAUAUUCCUUUCAAGAUUUCCUCCUCUUCUACUAAUUACUACAAGCUUGUGACAGAUGGGGUCUUAGACCGAGAGCAUACUCCGGAGUACAACGUCACCAUCACAGCCACCGACAAAGGCAAGCCGCCCCUCUCCUCCAGCAUUACCAUUACCCUGCACAUCACCGACGUCAACGACAACGCUCCGGUUUUCCAGCAGUCAGCCUACCUGGUCCACGUGCCAGAAAACAAUCCACCUGGUGCUUCCAUAGCGCAGGUCAGCGCCUCUGACUCCGACCUGGGACCCAACGGCCACGUCUCCUACUCCAUCGUGGCCAGCGACCUGGAGCCGCGGGCGCUGUCGUCCUACGUGUCCGUGAGCGCGCAGAGCGGCGUGGUGUUCGCGCAGCGCGCCUUCGACCACGAGCAGCUGCGCGCCUUCGAGCUGACGCUGCAGGCCCGCGACCAGGGCUCGCCCGCGCUCAGCGCCAACGUGAGCCUGCGCGUGUUGGUGGGCGACCGCAACGACAACGCGCCUAGGGUGCUGUACCCGACGCUGGGGCCCGACGGCUCGGCGCUCUUCGACACGGUGCCGCGCGCCGCGCCGCCCGCUGCCGCUGGGGGCUGCUUUGGGUCUGUUCUCUGCUCCAAGUCUGGACCCGAGAUUCCCCCCAACUACAGUGAGGGAACGUUGCCCUAUUCCUACAAUCUGUGCGUUGCCCAUACUGGAAAGACAGAGUUUAAUUUCCUAAAAUGUAGCGAGCCUUUGCAUUCCACUCAAGACAUAGUUUGCGGCGAUUCUCCUGGGGCCUUGAUUCCACUUCAGGGUGGGAGUAAUUUGACUUCACAUCCUGAGACUCUAACACUGGUGAGUUUCGUUUUUGUGUCUUCUGUAAUAGUCUACUAGGUUCUCAUAUUUCAGGCAUACUACUUUAUUUUUAUAUCUAGAAUUAUAUUUAGAAAAACCAUAACUAAUCACCAUCUUGUCUUCUCCAGUGUUCACUUUUGGCUGAUUAUAUUUUUCAAAACUCACUUGGUUCAUACAUUACUCUAUAAUUCAGAAAGAAUGUCAUUAAAUUGGAGAUACCUUGUCAAGGUCAGAUUAACAAAGCAGAGGCAGUGGUCUUAGCUUCUUACCAAAUAAAUAAAUAACAACCUAUAUAUUCUAAUCUGCUUACAUUAAAGAUGAAUUUUCUAUGUUCUAUUUAUGUUUUUAAAGUUUAGUAAUAUUUAGGCACUCACUAAAUAUCAAAGAGGGUGUUCCUUUCGAAGAAACAUUUAUUGCAAAUAACCUCUCAGAUGCAUUUAGAUAUCUUUCUUCAUUUAUUUUAAUAAUUUUUAAAACGGUAAGCAUUUGAAGGAGGUGGUGGGCAGAUCCAUGAAUUCCUGAAAUUAUAUGCAAAGUUAUAGAUGUAUGCAUUUUUUCUUGGAGAAGGGUCAAAAUUUUCUUUCCAUUGCCAAGGUUUCUAUGGUCCCCCAAACUUAUUAACUAUUCUAGAGGAAUUUUCCUCUUCUAUUUUUGGUCUCUCUGGCCUUCUUCUUAUAUUUACUUAUAUUUUCUUGGAGCUCAAGUUGUACUCUUUUGCAAUAUUUUUUCCUCUCCAUUGGAAGAUCAAGAAUUUCCAAGAAAGCAACUAAAGUGCUCUUGCCUUUUGUGCUCAGUCUGUGUCUUGGAUUGCCUUGGAUUGACAUAAAAUUUUGAAGAAAAAAGAUAAAGUCUUGGAAGAGAUUCAUACUUGGAGCACAGUGACAUAAACACUUUUGAACGAUGUGUUCUUUUUAUGAAAGAAGUGGACUUCUAAACCCUUCACCUUUGAGGCAAGAACUGCCUUUGGUUUGAUGGGCACAUACAGUUGGAGAUGUGUUCACCACUUUACUUUGGGCUUCCAUAUAAAAUGCCAGAAGAGAUUAUUUAUAUUGGCAUCAAUGCCCUGAUAAAAACAGGUCAUUUGACAUAAACGCUUAUUUUGUAAACACCUACAUCACUGUUUCUAACUUAGUUUUUUUAAAUCUAGCACUUGAAUUUCUUCUACAUAUUUCUCUUCCCAUUACAACACCGACAUGUCACUUUUAGUUUAUUACCUGUUUAAUUUAUUUAAAUAUGUCAAAUUAAUUUCUAAUGAUAUAUGCCUUUAAUUUAAAACAUUUUUUAAAAAAGAUUCAUUGAGGCUCAAUAAAA
Pteropus alecto (black flying fox) is the source of this 3626-nucleotide messenger RNA. Its product is annotated as protocadherin gamma-B7-like. The record is from RefSeq and is a predicted model, not a curated record. Gene Ontology annotation, molecular function: calcium ion binding. The transcript is spliced from 2 exons. Gene Ontology annotation, cellular component: plasma membrane. NCBI's taxonomy places the organism in Eukaryota, Metazoa, Chordata, Mammalia, Chiroptera, Pteropodidae. Gene Ontology annotation, biological process: homophilic cell-cell adhesion. The coding region runs from base 306 to 2354 and encodes 682 amino acids.